Molecule: messenger RNA, 1116 nt
Organism: Selaginella moellendorffii
Lineage: Eukaryota; Viridiplantae; Streptophyta; Lycopodiopsida; Selaginellales; Selaginellaceae
Product: RNA polymerase II subunit A C-terminal domain phosphatase SSU72
Exons: 3
Coding region: 304-939 (211 amino acids)
Biological process (GO): termination of RNA polymerase II transcription
Cellular component (GO): nucleus; mRNA cleavage and polyadenylation specificity factor complex
Molecular function (GO): RNA polymerase II CTD heptapeptide repeat phosphatase activity
Source: RefSeq, a predicted model, not a curated record
GAGGCAUAUUCCACCAUCUCUAACGGAAUAUGCACGAAACAGAAUGUGCUCAUGGCCUUUACGACAGAAUGUUCUCCUUCGUUUAGGUUAAGAAGCCCAUCGGAUUGGAGGCUCUAUCUCCAUCAAGAGUGUUUUUUGCGCUGCGCUGCGCUCGCGGCCAGGUAUUUUGUUUCGGCGAUUGAUGCCAGAUCGAUCCAGCGAGCAAGCUCCUUUUGCUGCCGCGAGGAGGUCCGGCUAGGGUUGAGAGGAUUCUCGCUCUCCAUGGCGAGAUUGUAGCUAGAUUAGCGUAGGGCGGCGGCGAUAAUGAAGCUCCGCCAUGCUAUGGUGUGUGCCUCCAAUCAGAAUCGGAGUAUGGAAGCUCACGCCCUCUUGCAAAGAGAAGGCUUAGAUGUGAGCUCGUAUGGAACAGGCAAUCAAGUGAAGCUCCCGGGGCCAACGAUUCGAGACCCCAAUAUCUACCAGUUUGGAACGCCGUAUACUGCGAUAAUCGAAGAUCUCAAGAACAAGGAUCCCGACUUAUACAAAAGGAACGGCUUGCUACCGAUGCUCAAGCGUAACGCGAGUGUCAAAGACGCUCCCCAGCGCUGGCAAGACAACGCUGGCGAUGGCGCCUUCGAUGUGGUGCUGACUUUCGAGGAGAGAGUUUUCGACCUUGUCAACGAAGAUCUCCAAAACCGCGAGCAAACGCUCUUCAAGACGGUGCUGGUCGUGAACUUGGACGUCAAAGACAACCACGAAGAAGCAGCGGUUGGUGCCAAGCUCGCGCUGGAUUUGUGCAAAAAGGUAAAAUUCCUCUCCCUCGAUCCCAAUCUUGAUCCUUCGCGAUGCUUGCUAGAGAUUUUCCGUGUGGUGUUUGUCCCGCUAACACUCCUUAGAAAGAAGAUGACAAACGAAAGAGGAUUUUUUUCUUUCAUCUCCACUCCAAGCUCGAUAGAAUGAAUCGAUCUGGAAGAUCGCUCUUGGAAAUCGAUGUGGUUGACGGAGGCACGGGAUAUCACUAAACCCUAUCAAUGAAAGAAUGAAAAUCCAUCCAUUGCUAUGUACAUAGCGAGUUCUUUAAACUUCUGGGGGAGUUUACACCACACUACUAAAGAAAGAUCACGAUGGUUUGUGUUC